AUGCUGCCCCGCUCAACAGGCCUCGCGAGAGCAGGACUUGCACCGGCGCGCACGGGCCUGCUGCUUAUGGUGGCGAAGCAGCCGGCGGUGUCGGCCUUUCCUGCUCUAACAGCGGCGGGAGUGGCGACCGCCUCCGACGGCAGUGACGACCUCGAGCAGAAAAUCGCUGCCACUGUCGCUGCGCACCCGGUGGUGGUCUACUCCAAGUCGCGGUGUGGCUACUCAGCCCGCACGAAAUCUCUCUUCGACAGCCUCGGCGUCGAGUACCACGCCGUGGAACUGGACAAGGCUGCGGAUGGCGCCGCGAUGCAGACGGCUCUGGCGCGGCUGACCAAGCAGCGGACAGUCCCAAAUGUAUUCGUGCGAGGCAGCCACCUUGGCGGCAACGAUGCGACGCAGGCGGCCGCCCUCAGCGGCGAGCUCCAGAAGAUGCUCGGCUUGACCUCAUGA
Molecule: messenger RNA, 450 nt
Organism: Emiliania huxleyi CCMP1516
Lineage: Eukaryota; Haptophyta; Isochrysidales; Noelaerhabdaceae
Product: putative glutaredoxin
Exons: 1
Coding region: 1-450 (149 amino acids)
Biological process (GO): cellular response to oxidative stress
Cellular component (GO): cytoplasm
Molecular function (GO): glutathione disulfide oxidoreductase activity
Source: RefSeq, a predicted model, not a curated record